Rhinichthys klamathensis goyatoka is the source of this 5391-nucleotide messenger RNA. RefSeq names its product Nance-Horan syndrome a (congenital cataracts and dental anomalies) (gene nhsa). Lineage: Eukaryota; Metazoa; Chordata; Actinopteri; Cypriniformes; Leuciscidae. Gene Ontology annotation, biological process: lens development in camera-type eye; cell differentiation. The transcript is spliced from 11 exons. The coding region runs from base 123 to 4517 and encodes 1464 amino acids. The record is from RefSeq and is a predicted model, not a curated record.
UGAACAAGCCCCAGGGGGCUGAAGCAGAAAAGCAAAUGAAAACAUUAGAAAAAACCAAGGCGGAAAAUAGAGACACAUUCAUCCCUUGCUGACCAUCUCGGCUGAGACACUCCACCACGGUAAUGGCUCUCGGAUGCUGCAUGCCGCUGAGGUCUAAAGCGCUGUCUAAUCUGGACAUUGAGAGUAAGCUGAGUGGACACUACCAGGCCCCUUGGCUCCUGCAGAGGAACGUGUUCCUGCCCUCGACCCGGCCCGCCUGCGUCCAAGAGCUGCAUCGACAUGCCAAGCAGAGCCUGCGGGCGCUGUACAGAGACCAGCAGCAGAGGCAGGAGGUCAGCGAGAGGCAGCGGAGGGUCACCAUCUCCAUCUCCAUGGCUCCGCCCAUCAUGCCCAGUUACCCGUCGCCCCGCGCCCACAGGACACGCCCGCAGAGAGAGAGACACCUGACCACGGAAAGGACAGAGAGAGACAUAGAAACUCAGACAACACAAACACAGUUCCAAAGCACCCGGUCCUCCUCCCCUACUGAGUGUUGUCAUUUUUCCCCAUGGAGCAGAAAGGUUGCUCCUUCAGUCGAUUCGGAUUCAGAGGCAGGGGCUCUGGGCCACUGGCCGAAGUGCCCGAUCCCAAACGUGCCCUCAACGCUGGACAAACAGACAAACUGGGCUGGAAUCUUACCAUUACCCACCCCAGAAGAGAAGAUGAAGACGGAGUCUCGAGUCAUCACCUCAUGCAUCGUUCCCAUUAACGUAACAGAGGAGGGCGCCAACGCUACUUCCCCCUCAGCGAUAUCAGCUUUGCUAAGGGUUGGGUUCGACAGAGAUGCCAGUGUGCGCUGCUCACUAGUCCAUUCGCAGUCAGUUCUUCAACGGCGGAGGAAGCUAAGGAGACGGAAAACGAUCACUGGCAUUCCCAGACGAGUGCAGCAGGAUUUGGAUUCUGACGAGUCUCCAGUGGCCAGAGAACGUACUGUGAUAGUCCACACCAACCCUGAACUUUGCCAAGAGGAUCUCACGCUCUCUCGCCUCAACACUAAGGACUCUGGUUGCCAGACAGAAGAAUUGCUGAUUGUUGGGGCUGCACCCUCACGUAGACGGAUCAGAGCACAAAGGGGGCAGGGCGUGACUGUGUCACUGUCCCAUUCCACAGGGAACAUAUCUUCUCUGCCUGACAACUCUGACACAAUGUUCACCGCCUCAGUAGGCUCCCGUCUGCGUUCCCGAAGCCUCCCGCGUGAGGGAGGGCGACUGGUGGAUGAAGGUCAUGAUGAAAGUGAUGAGGAUGAUGACGAGGAAGAACUGUCCCCGUUUGAGGCAGAGGACUUCCUACCAGUCCCAGGGGAACAUAUUCUAAAAGAUGAUGAAGAAAGCACUGAUGACCAGGCAAUCCCAGAGGGCCAGCAUAACCGUUUGGAAUUCAAGCAACAUGCUGGAACUACAGAGCAUGACUGGAUGGAGAGGGGUCGAUCCCGUCUGCCUCGUAAAGCUGACAUGGGUAGCUGUGAGAUUUCGUCAAGUUCUGAUACGUUCAGUAGCCCCAUUCACUCCGUUUCCAACGCUGGUGUGCUGACUAGCCAGAUGGACCACAAGGAAGAUCACCAGUCCUCGAGUGGCAACUGGAGUGGUAGUAGUUCUACAUGUCCCUCCCAGACAUCAGAGACCAUUCCACCUGCAGCCUCACCCCCACUCACCGGAUCAUCCCACUGUGAUUCAGAGCUAUCAUUGAAUGCAGCUACUAAUACUAAUGAUGAUUCCACAGGGUUCAUUAUUGAUCCUUAUCAUGGAGACCGAUCGCAAGGCCUCCGUAGCCAUAGGACAGGUUCAUUCACUUCCACUGCAACUGACAUGCUUGAUGAUGCUGGAGUCAGCACUGCCAGUGAGGGUGAGUGGAGCUAUCCCCUCUACAGGCACAACAUGCCUUGCCAGCCUGACUUCAGUCCUGAGCACUCUAGGGCAGAGAACAUCCUAGAAUGUCCCAGUUUUGCUAGCAUAGCCACUUUUGAAAGUUUAACAGAAAGGCCACCUUCUGAAAAGGCAGACACCGCCUCACACUAUUCUGUAGAUGCAGAGGGCUACUAUACCUCCAUGCACUUUGACUGUGGUCUUAAAGGUAGCAAAAGCUUCACUUAUAACUAUGCAUCUGUAGACCAGCAGCAGGCAGAAUAUGGACAUCAAACAAACACACUUGGGAGAAAUAGUCUCUCUCUAAGGAAACCAAAGGUGAAGCCAUCCCCGCCAAAACGUAGCUCAUCCUUGAGGACAAUAAGCAGCCAUGUUGGACCUCCCACUAACAAGAACGAACCAAAGAUCGCUGGUGGUCAGAACAAAUCAACGUCUUCCCGGGAGAGAACUCAGCAUGUGGGAUUAAACGGAGGCUCCUCGAGUCAGCUGGAGAGUGAGGAGCCACUGGGGGCUUGGGGUGUUGAGAGUUCUACAGAGAUUCCAGAAGUUGCUUUGUUUGGCUCCACAGAAACACAUUCCUUUAAGGAUGAGGGAGCUGUCCAGUCAGACUAUGCAGAUCUCUGGCUUCUUAAUGACUUGAAAUCCAAUGAUCCUUACAGAUCAUUGUCAAAUUCCAGCACAGCUACGGGUACCACUGUCAUUGAAUGCAUUAAAUCACAGGAGAGCUCAGAAUCCCAGACUUCCCAGUCAGGAUCGAGGGCCACCACUCCUUCACUACCAUCGGUGGAAAGCGAGUUUAGAUUGCCUUCACCAGAAAAGCUGGUGGGUCUAGCAUCACCUUCCAGUGGCUACUCAAGCCAGUCAGAGACACCAACAUCUUCUCUACCAUCGGCUUUCUUCCCGAACGCUCACCCAAUGUCCCCUCCUGGUGGCAAGAGGAAACCCAAAGUCCCAGAAAGGAAGUCCUCACUUGCUUCUUUGCAGCAGUACUCAUCCAAAAGGGACCUUGAAUUGCCUAUCAUUCCUCCCACCCACCUUAACCUAAGUGCCCUUCCCAAUGUCAGCAAGCCUUCAAUUCACAAAAAGCAGAUGCACAUCCUGCACCAGAGCAAACACAAGGCAGCAGCUUCAGCAGAAACCAAGCGGGAGAGUCUUUCAAGUGAUGAGCUGGCAAUCACUAGUCCUUUGGCAAUCACUCCUACAGUUCUUCGUUCAGUUCAGCUACGUUCAGUUGGCAAAUCUGGAGAAGGGAGCUACGAUCGACUUAGCACUGAUACUGCCACUAGGCCUAAGUGUCCCACUGUGACUAUCAUCACCCCACCUACUCACAAUAAACCCCAUGAAACUAGGAAACCUCCACCCUAUAGACCCCUUCUCACAGAACCUUCCUCUCAGGACAAUUGUGAAUCACUGUUUACCCCAGUAGAUGGACUAGCUGGUAAGAAUAUAGCAAGCCAUUUUGGUGCAAGAAAUAGAUAUGACCGAUUAGCCCCAUCCCCUCUUUGGAGCAUGACUGCUUUUAAGGCCCAGUCUGAUGAGGAGAACAUGGAUGAACUGACAUUGGGGAAUUCUCGAGAAGUUGCCGAAAAGGUGAGCACCUCAAAUAGUUUCUUUCCCCAGAGUAGUCUGGAAGUAGAGCAAAACCAGCCUUUGAGAUCUGAGCCAAACGAGGGAAGCCCUGGUCAGAAUGGUCUAGCAAAGAGGUCAGAUAUUCUUGACCAAGUGCCUGAUAUUGUCAAGCAAAGAUCAGAGAUAUUGCAAGCUUUUCCAAUUAGCGGUGCUGGAGAAGAAUCUGUAACAUCAGGUGUUCCAACCAGAAGUGCCUCACAGGAACAUGUAGAGGAAGGGUCAACACCAGACACAGAAGACUAUUUUAGCAGAGAGUCCACACCAAGCGAUCCAACAGUGUCCCCUCUGACUGACGAAUCCAAAUCUGAGGAUGAUAGCGUUUUUCUUUCACCAAGUAAAAGUCGCACAACAGAGGAUCUCUUUGCCAUGAUUCACAGGUCAAAACGAAAAAUGCUGGGCAGGAAAGAUUCUGGAGAAUCAGUGCGGAGCCGUUUAACCAUUGUCGCUGGGAAUGGCUCUGCAACUAAUCCUGCAACUUCGCCAAGCACCCCAAACGUGCCUGCAAGUCCACCUAUUCAAACUCAGCGAACCCCGGGUCCAAUUUAUAGGAGUGCCAAAAAAUCCAGUACCUCAAAUGAAGAGUUCAAAUUGCUGCUGUUGAAAAAGGGAAGUCGAUCCGACUCUAGUUAUCGCAUGUCAGCUACGGAGAUCCUAAAGAGCCCAAUUGCGCCCAAAAGCCCCGGUGAGCUCCUGAUGGAGGGUUCUAGACCACUUGAGGAGCCACUUUCUCCUUUACAACAGCAGUUUCCAGAGGGAAAUCAUGAUCAAAUCCACAGCCCCUUUCCAAAAUCGUAUGCUGAGGGCUUCUCCACAAAAGCUUUUCCCACAUCUGCCUCAUCUAGACAAGGCCGGUCAAGGAUGCCACCAGCUGCAAAUAGUAGCCGCUACAGUACACGCAGUCGGCUGUACACUGCUCCCAUGCAGGCCAUAUCAGAAGGGGAAACAGAAAACUCAGAUGGAAGCCCACACGAUGACCGUUCCUCCUGAAAAAUUCAAAAUUGAGCAUCAACUAAGUCUAGACACAAUCUUUGACAUUUAGUCAAUAAUGCUGUGCUCUUGGCAUACUAUAUAUUUUUUAAGUAUCUGUUCUUAAGAAGACCGUAAACCAUAGACAAACUACAUAGUGUCUGUACCCUUUUGUAUCAAAAAGAACAAAUCAUUCUGAUGAUGGUUUCAGUGGUGGUGUUCCAAUAACUUCCAUGAGCAUAUUUAUUUAAUGUAAAUGCUUUGUUUGUGUACCAUUCAUUUGAGAAUGAGAGUGGAGAAAACUACAUGCUAAAAAUCCAUCACUUUGUAAUUAUUCACGGAUGCUUUUUGUCACAAUUAACAUUGUCUAGAAACAGUACUGUACAGGGGUAACUGUGAAAAUGGGUCCAGAAGAUGUUAAAAGAAGGGAAAUCUUUCUUGUACCUUAAACACAUACUGUUUAUGGCAAACAGCUUGGGACAAUCAAAGAGUGGCCUUUUGUAUAGAUAGCUGUAGCAUAAAUGGGCUAAGUACUUCUGAGUUAGCCAGCAACUGGAUCAUAUUGGGCAAGAGAUGUAGCUGAGUUGGGUUAUCCUGAUGGCCAACCAAUAUUUUGCACUUCUUUUGGUACUGAGAAAAUAUCAGACAUUUUUGAGAAAUCUUAUAAAAUGCCACAAAAGAAAAAGUGACAUAAAAAUAAAUAUCUACAAAUAGAAUAGGAUUUUUUAAAAUGUAUUUUAAUGAGAUUUACGAUCUGGAAAAUUGUCCAUUUUGGCAUUUUUAAGAUAUUGAAAGACUUUUAAUGCGACAUCUAAUUUUAAAGCAAUUGAAUGACGACAUGAUUCUUCCCUUCCAUUCAAUAUUUAUAUAUUUUUUAAGCAAAUUUCUUAAAAAA